This is a messenger RNA of Radiomyces spectabilis, 865 nucleotides long. RefSeq lists its product as uncharacterized. The transcript has 2 exons. Lineage: Eukaryota; Fungi; Mucoromycota; Mucoromycetes; Mucorales; Radiomycetaceae. The record is from RefSeq and is a predicted model, not a curated record. The coding region runs from base 173 to 763 and encodes 196 amino acids.
CCGGAACCAAGUUUUCCUGCUGAGAGCCGAGGCCGGAUUUUGAUAUUCCCCUUUUUCCCUUGAGCAUUUUUCUUUCCUCUUUUGUUACAGCUGGUCUGUCAAAAAAAAAUCCUCCCCAACCUAUUUACCCUCAUAGUCGUUUUGUCAAGGGUUACCAUAUCACCACAUCAUCAUGAGCAAUCCUAAUCAACCAUCCAUUUUGCUCCAAGAAACCCUUACUGGUCCUCCCGUUCAACGGAACCUCUCUCGGUUGGAAAUCGACAAUGCGUACCUUACCCAACAAAAUGAACACUUGCACAAAGAACUGUCCUUUGCUCGAUACACUGUCAAUGCCCUAAAAACAAUUACCCUUCAAAAAGAUCACACUCUGAAUGAAACCAGGCAGGAACUGGACAGAGCUUAUCUUCGCAUCAGGAUGCUAGGAAUGGCUCUUCAGAAACAACAACAACAAUUGCAACUUUACACGGCUCCGGCAGGUCCCGGAGCACUUCUUGACGAAGAGAAUGACCCCAUGCUCAUUGCUGACGGUGAUGACAGCUCCGAUGAGCACGAAGAGGAAGAAGAAGAAACGGCUGAUCAAGGAAAAUCCAUGGACCAAGUUACCUCUGUGAGGAACGACAGUACUCUCCAUCGAUCAUCUGAUAUCAUCGCUAAGCUUCCGUUACGAGCUCCCGUGGGCGUGUAUGAUGAUACUUCCGUCCAACAACUGACCACACCUCCCGACUCACCACGUACCGAGCCUCUUGUUGAUUUUUCCUUGUAAUGCAUGGAUUUAGUUUUAAUAAAGUCGUGAAAGGGAAGUAAAGGAGAGAAAAAUAAAAAAAAGAUAUAAGAAAAACCAGUAAUUAAAAAAGGUGGUCUUGCU